GUCAGCCACGUACCCCAUGCCCCUGGCUCCGCCGAGGCUCCAUCUGGCCACCAGCCCUGGGGCUGGCCAGGGGCCCUUCCUCGGCUCCCCAGCUGUGCUCCAGGUUCUGCCUCCACUUCCCCUGGCAGGGAAACCGUGACUCUGCCGGGAAGGAAUUUCCCCUCCCUGCAGCUUAACCCUUCCCCAGCUGGCCACUAGCCACAUAAGCACUCCUGGAGGUCAAGGAGCUGGGCAACCUGCUGUGUCCUCUUCCCUGCUGGCUCUCCUCUUCCUCUGCUUCCUCCUAUUCCUCCUCCUCCUCGUCCUCUCGUAGGUGCCGGCGAAGGGUGCAGGGCCUGGCCAGCGCUGGGGAAGGACUCCAGGGGUCCAGGCCCACAGCUCCUGCACGCUCCCCGAUGGUGCCACCCCCUAUUGCCAGCUCUGCCCCUGCAGCAGCGGUGCCAGGCUGUGGUGCUCCUGCCAGGCUGGGGGGCGGGCGGGUGGAAAGCUCAUCCCAGGGUCUGUCACCGCCCUGAACCCCAUGGCCAUUUAAUCCUUCACCCAUUAACUUGGACUAAUAAACCUCGUGCGAGCGAGAGGCUAAAAGCCGUGCUUGCACCAGCACCGUCUCUGCCAGUGCCACUCCUGCUGCCCGCCAUGGCAGGUGGCUUCUUCAUCAGCAAGACCGUGGGCAUCGUGGCCAUCGUGCUGGGCCUGGGGGCUGUGGCCACCAUCAUUGCACUCUCGGUGGUGUACGCCCAGGAAAAGAACAAGGGGAUAUCAGAUGUGGGCACCAGCACCACGGCCAGCCCUAUCACCAGCACCAGCACCACGGCCAGCCCUGUCACCAGCACCAGCACCAGCACCCCUGCCCCCAGCAACCCCUGGAACAAAUGGAGGUUGCCAGCCACGCUGAAGCCAGAGUUCUAUGAGGUGUCCCUGCAGCCCUUCCUGAAGCCUGAUGCCAACAACAUGUACAUCUUCAAGGGCAACAGCAGUGUGGUCUUCCUGUGUGAGGAAGCCACCGACCUCAUCCUCAUCCACAGCAAGAACCUGAACUACACCAUGCAGGGCACCUUCCAUGCCACCCUGCAGGCAGAGGAUGGUGACACACUCCCUGCCAUCUCCCGCACCUGGCUGGAGACUCCCACCCAGUACCUGGUGGUGCAGCUGAACGCUCCCCUGCAGCAGGGCAAGCGGUACCGGCUGUCCAGCAGCUUCACCGGGGAGCUGGCCGAUGACCUGGCUGGCUUCUAUCGCAGCGAAUACACGGAUGCCUCUGGCAACAGGAAAGACCUGAUGGUGCUGAACGAGCUGCAUACCGUGAUGGCCACCGACGCCCUGGCCAGCUCCCACCCGCUCUCCUUCCGCGAGGACGAGAUCAACACCCCAGCCCAGAUCAGCGAAGUCUUCGACAGCAUCGCCUACAGCAAGGGAGCAUCGGUGCUGCGGAUGCUCUCGAGCUUCCUUAGCGAGGACAUCUUCAAGGAGGGGUUGCAGUCCUACCUCCACAACUUCUCCUACAGCAACACCAUCUACUCUGACCUCUGGGUCCAUCUGCAGCAGGCGGUGGACAGGAACGAGGUCCAGCUGCCUGACACUAUCAGCAACAUCAUGGACCGCUGGACGCUGCAGAUGGGCUUCCCUGUGGUCACUGUCGACACCAGCACCGGCACCAUCCGCCAGGCCCAUUUCCUGCUGGACCCCACAUCUUCUGUGGACAGACCCUCUGUCUUCAACUACACCUGGAUCGUCCCCAUCACCUGGAUGACAGGCAGUGGCCGCGAGAACACCACCUGGCUGACCAAAGACACAGACACCAACAACGACUUCAAGCUCACGAGCCCCGACUGGCUCCUGCUGAACCUCAAUGUCACUGGGUACUUCCGUGUCAAUUACAACCAGGAGAACUGGAAUCAGCUCGUCAAGCAGCUUGACACUGACCACUCGGUCUUCCCUGUGAUCAACCGUGCCCAGAUCAUUGAUGACGCCUUUAACCUGGCCAGGGCCAAGUACGUGAACGUGACCUUGGCUCUGAGCACGACACGGUUCCUGAGCCAGGAGAGGGAAUACAUGCCCUGGCAGGCAGCACUCACCAACCUCAAGUACUUCAAGCUGAUGUUUGACCGCAGCGAGGUCUUUGGGGCCAUGUCGGCAUACAUGAAAAAGCAGGUGACCCCUCUCUUUGAGUACUACAAGUCACGCACCAGUAACUGGACCAUUCCCCUCAGUGAUGACUUGCUGAUGGUCCAGUACAACGAGGCCAAUGCCAUCAGCACCGCCUGCUCCUACGGUGUCACCGAUUGCCAGAAUUUGGCUGCCAACUACUUGCGCCAGUGGCAGAACAACAACAACAGCAACCCGGUCCCGCCGAACCUGCGCUCAGCCAUCUACUGCAGCAUGGUGGCCACGGGCGGGGAGGAUGCCUGGCAGUUCCUAUGGGCGAAGUUCCAGGAGGCCCCUGUGGUGUCUGAGGCCGACAAGCUCCGCACAGCCCUCGCCUGCAGCCCCGACCCCUGGAUCCUCAGCCGGUACCUGCAGUACACCCUCGACCCUACAAAGAUCCGGAAGCAGGAUGCCACCUCCACCAUCAACAGCAUUGCCAGCAACGUCGUGGGGCAGUCCCUGGCCUGGGACUUCAUCCGUGCCAACUGGAGGACGCUCUUCACCCAGUAUGGCGGCGGCUCCUUCUCCUUCUCCCGCCUGAUUUUAUCUGUGACCCAGCGCUUCUCCACAGAGUUUGAGCUGCAACAGCUGGAGCAGUUCAAGGAGGACAACCAGGACAUCGGGUUUGGGUCGGGCACGCGGGCGCUGGAGCAGGCGCUGGAGCAGACCCGCGCCAACAUCAAGUGGGUGGAGGAGAACAAGGCCGCGGUGCAGAGCUGGUUUGAGAGCGAGACCCGGACCAAAUAAGAGGCGCCUGUGAUUCCCUGGCCUCCAGGAUGGACCCUCGGCCGCUCCAGCCCCCGCACUGCCAGGAAUGGGCUGAUGCCUGCAUGAUGGGCAUGGGGAACUCGGGGUCUUGCCAGGGGGAGGCCAGGCUGGUGCGCUCUGGGCAGUAAAUAAAAUCUUGCCCAGUUUCCAGGGCACCCUGCGGGCUGAGGCUGUGCUGUGGGGACUGUGACACACCGGGUAGGAAGUGCCAGGGGCCCUGCAGGCCCGGGGCAGGGGCCAGGGCUGUGAGCCCCCGGGCUGUUAGGAGCCUGGUGCUAAGUGGCUCUGGGGCUUCACUGACGCCA
Molecule: messenger RNA, 3218 nt
Organism: Zonotrichia albicollis (white-throated sparrow)
Lineage: Eukaryota; Metazoa; Chordata; Aves; Passeriformes; Passerellidae
Source: RefSeq, a predicted model, not a curated record